CACAAAACUUGAUCUCACUUCGGCAUUCAUUUCAGUUCUUGUUCCUUUAUGAAAAUCUUCACAUGUCUCAAUUGUUGGCUUUCUUUUAUUGACCCAAUUCAUCUUUCCGUAAAAAGAUGGGUUCUUGAAACAUCUUUCUCAUAUAUAUUUGGAUCAAAUCCAAGAAUUUAAAUCUGGGUUGAAGAAGAGGGAUGAUGAUGAUGAUGACAAUGGAGGGGAUGAUGGAUAACGGCGUAUUGGAUGAUAUUAUAAGGAGGCUAUUGGAAGGGAAAGGAGGAAAACAAGUGCAGCUUUCAGAGGCAGAGAUCCGUCAACUUUGCGUCAACGCCCGCCAAAUCUUCCUUUCUCAGCCUAAUCUUCUUGAGGUUCGAGCCCCAAUUCACAUAUGCGGUGAUAUACAUGGACAAUACCAAGACCUACUGAAACUAUUUGAACAGGGGGGUUAUCCGCCUGCUGCGAACUACCUCUUUCUCGGAGAUUAUGUGGAUCGAGGCAAGCAAAGCUUGGAGACAAUAUGUUUACUUCUGGCCUACAAAAUAAAAUAUCCUGACAAAGUCUUCCUUUUAAGAGGGAACCAUGAAGAUGCAAAGAUUAACCGGAUAUAUGGAUUCUAUGAUGAGUGUAAAAGGCGGUUCAACGUUAGGCUUUGGAAAAUUUUUACAGACUGCUUUAAUUGUUUGCCUGUGUCUGCACUUAUUGAUGGGAAGAUACUUUGUAUGCAUGGUGGGCUCUCACCAGAGUUAGAAAACUUGGAUCAAAUAAAGGAACUUCCAAGGCCAACUGACAUUCCAGACAAUGGUCUUUUAUGUGAUUUGCUGUGGUCUGAUCCUGAUGCUAGGGUUGAUGGCUGGGCUGAGAGUGAUCGCGGUGUUUCCUGUACUUUUGGAGCAGAUAUAGUUAUUGACUUUUUAGACAAGAAUGACCUUGAUCUCGUUUGUCGGGGUCAUCAGGUGGUUGAGGAUGGCUAUGAAUUUUUUGCGAAACGAAGAUUAGUCACUAUAUUCUCAGCUCCGAACUAUGGAGGGGAGUUCGAUAAUGCUGGUGCUCUAAUGAGUGUUGAUGAAGCUCUACUGUGUUCCUUUGAAAUACUUAAAUCUAGUGCCGAUGAGGCCUCAAGUAGUCGUUUAAAUCUUAAGAAGCCACCUAAAGCCGGAAAGAACUGAUCAUUUUCGAGGUUUCUCACAGCUCUAAUAAGAGUAACUCGAUUAAUGGUUCGAACUCUUCUAGUGGAUGACCUUGCACGAUGCGGGAGAAGCUUGAUCAUAUUGAUUAACACAGGAGAAGCUGGAUCCUAUUGGAAAUUAUAGGAUAAGUCAGUUUCACGGUAGUUAUAUUGAAAUUUGUACAUCAGAACUGCAUAUGCUUGUGCAGGGAAGAGGUUCCUAGUUGUGACUUCUUUUGUUUCAACAUUUGAUAAUUUGAAUUUGAGGGUACAGAUUAAGAGUGAUUCCCUUUGCUUCCGUGGGAACGAGUCUUGUUCCCUCAAUCUCAGGUUGUGUUAGGUAUGUGUACUUGAUGCGCUACUUUAUGCGUAAUUGCAUCCCUUGUGAAUAAUUGUUGCAAUUAAGAUGGUCGUUAACUCAGGUAGUGGUCAAAUUUUAAUGAGAAGAAAAGAGAUGAGAUCACAUUAAUGUGCAGUGAAUUUG
Molecule: messenger RNA, 1646 nt
Organism: Argentina anserina (silverweed cinquefoil)
Lineage: Eukaryota; Viridiplantae; Streptophyta; Magnoliopsida; Rosales; Rosaceae
Product: serine/threonine-protein phosphatase PP1
Exons: 4
Coding region: 192-1163 (323 amino acids)
Cellular component (GO): nucleus; cytoplasm
Molecular function (GO): protein serine/threonine phosphatase activity
Source: RefSeq, a predicted model, not a curated record